Messenger RNA from Alligator sinensis (Chinese alligator), 2078 nucleotides. It is a transcript of the gene PRRG4, whose product is annotated as proline rich and Gla domain 4. Gene Ontology annotation, molecular function: calcium ion binding. The coding region runs from base 822 to 1499 and encodes 225 amino acids. The record is from RefSeq and is a predicted model, not a curated record. Gene Ontology annotation, cellular component: extracellular region. Lineage: Eukaryota; Metazoa; Chordata; Crocodylia; Alligatoridae. The transcript is spliced from 7 exons.
CAAGAAGUAAAAAACGAGUAGCGGCCACCAAGACAGGCUACGCCAGCUGCGACCCCACAGAUGACCGCCCGUACGCUACCUUUGACUUUGUGAAAGGCACAUACAGCCAGAAAGGAAUUUAAAAAGUAUGGCCAGAUCAAGCACUGACUUAGAAAUCAUAGAAAAAUGACGGUUGGAAGGGACCUCAGGAGCUCAUCUAGUCCAACCCAUCCCCAGCUACCUUAUCUCAGCCAGGGCUUGGUCUACCCAGGUUUUAAACUAGACGGCUCUAGAAUGAGCAGUUUUCUCCUUUCUCGGAAGUUCAACACAACAACCACCCAACCCAGACCCAGUACAUUUCCAGGUGAUGGAGAUGGAGAACCGGAGAAGUUCCCUCUCCCUCGGCUCUGUCCUGUCCCUUUUCAACCCCGCCCAGAAGGCGUCCGCCUGUUUUCUCCUCCCAGUGUUUUCCACGGCUCCCAGCUACCGGGAUGGGGUGAGAGGAGGAGAUCUGCGCUCCCAGCAGCCGCAGCAUCCCCGAGCGAAAGGGGACGGAAGGGGCUUCGCUCCGUGAGGGAGGGGACGGAAAGGGGCUCCCUCAGCUCCUCCCAACAGGACUGAUGACAGCCCGGCGGCUCGCCCCAGGGGCUCGUCGGAGGCGCUGCGGGCUGGGCUGGCUCUGGGUAGCCCCAGGUGUGUCAGCGCGGAGCAUGUGAUCCCGGCCGCUCCCUCUGCAGGAAGCAAAGCGGAGGAGGAAGCGGGAGUAGGACCAGUCGAGUCUGCGCCCUGGCCGGGUGGUGUCUCCGAGCAGCAGCCUUGCAGGAGCUGGUGGAUACCCAACUAUGCUUAUGUGUUUCGUACUGCUGUGUCAGCUGCCAAUAAUGUUUGCAUUUCCUCAUUGUGCAAGAAGAUUAAAGAAUGUGAAUCAUAAAGGGAAAGAAGUAUUCGCAUCAGAAAAAGAAGCCAAUUUGUUCCUGAAACGACAUCUUCUAAGUAACAGAUUUGAUUUUGAAGUAUUUACCCCUGGUGAUAUAGAAAGAGAAUGCUUUGAAGAACUGUGCAAUUAUGAGGAAGCAAGAGAAUUUUUUGUAGAUCCUGAUAAAACGAUGGAGUUUUGGAAAGAAUAUUCAAAAAAGGAUCCCAGUACAAAAAUCAACGGUGAGGGAUUACAGAAGAUUGAUGUUACUGGACUUCUGAUUGGCCUAGUUGCUGCUGGAGUGCUGGUGGUUUUAACUGGAUUACUACUUUACUAUUUUUGCAAAAGUAGAUGCAAAUCAAGGCAACCACCAGGAUACUCCAACUAUGUAAGGAGUAGAAGACGCCAUUCAUCUAUUGUCUUCAGAAGACAUGAAGAAGUAUCUUUAAAUCCACUUCCUCUAAGAACAGAUGAAUCGGGACUUCCAACUUAUGAACAAGCAGUGGCAGUUGAUGGAAGAUGUGAUGUUUCACCGCCACCAUACCCAGGGCCUGCAAAAGGAUUUAGGGUGUUUAAGAAGUCCAUGUCACUUCCUGCUUCCUAAGUACAAACCUGCUUCCUUUCUUCCUUGGAAGAUGAUGAUAUACAUUUGACAAAGUGCAAUACCUUGCACACUGCUGAACAGUUCACAAAAAUGUGAAAACUUGCUGAUCCUUGGCAUAGGACUGAGUGAAACUUUCAUGCAGGCAAAGAAGCUAUCGUUUUGCAAAUAGUUUGUUUCAUGAUGAAGACUACUUGUUUGUACAGGUUUUUGGUGCUAGGAACUGAAUUUUGUAUAAAGAUACAAAUCUUAUAUUGGCCACUUGCAUUUAGGGCCAAGCCACUAAAUUAGUAAUAUGCCAUUAACAGUUUUGUUUGUUUGUUUCUUUAGAAGGAAAAAUAUUUUAAAUGUUGAAAAUGGUCUUUUAGAGAGACAAACAGCUUAUUUUCUGGCUGCUCAAAUGUUAUACCACUGUGAAUAUAUUAAGCAUGCAAUAGAAAUUGGAUUCUUAGUUCUUGGUUUGGACGUAGGGUUAGCAUUUAGUUUUGGAAAAAAACUUUUUUAUUAAACUUUUUAGAACUUGCAUAGUAUGACUGCUGUUGCCAUUGAAGGACACUUCUACGCUGUCUUUGUGCUGCACCC